This is a messenger RNA of Magnolia sinica, 969 nucleotides long. RefSeq lists its product as uncharacterized. NCBI's taxonomy places the organism in Eukaryota, Viridiplantae, Streptophyta, Magnoliopsida, Magnoliales, Magnoliaceae. Gene Ontology annotation, biological process: DNA-templated DNA replication; DNA replication proofreading; nucleotide-excision repair, DNA gap filling. The transcript has 5 exons. The coding region runs from base 247 to 969 and encodes 240 amino acids. Gene Ontology annotation, cellular component: delta DNA polymerase complex. Gene Ontology annotation, molecular function: 3'-5'-DNA exonuclease activity; nucleotide binding; DNA-directed DNA polymerase activity. The record is from RefSeq and is a predicted model, not a curated record.
UUCCUGAACUCAAUCCAUGUCAGGUAACUUCUUACAUGUAUCUGACCAAACUUAAACAUGAUAACUUUUUCCACAUUCCUCUAACCCCAAAACAAGCAUAAAACCAACUCCACUUUCUAAUUUAGGAGAUGCAUGGAUGAGAGGAUCUCUACCCUAUGCUUCCCAUCUUAGUACUUCAUGCUCAUCUUCUUGCUCUUUUUUUAAUAUUGAAAUCUGGUCUCUGAUAAAGUACAGCUAAUUGUUCUCAUGAUUUCGAAUCAGUAUUUAUUUAAACAAAUUGGAUGUCAUUCCUAUCUUUGUUCUUACAGCAAGAUGCAUUUUUAUUUUCUUUUAUUGCAUGCUCUUAUUUUCUGCUUGUGUGGUUGUCAUGAAAAGCGGGAUGCUGCCACUGCUCCAAAUGUUGGGGAUCGUGUUCUGUAUGUUAUUAUUAAAGCUGCAAAAGGUGCCAAGGCUUAUGAAAGGUCGGAGGAUCCUAUCUUCGUGCUAGAGAAUAACAUUCCAAUUGAUUCCCAUUACUAUCUCGAAAAUCAAAUUAGCAAGCCGCUUUUGAGAAUAUUUGAUCCCAUUCUGAAGAAUGCGGAAAAGGAACUUCUCCAUGGCAGCCACACAAGAUCAGUUUCCAUUUCAAUUCCUUCAAACAGCGGUAUCAUGAAAUUUGCUAAGAAACAACUUUGUUGCAUUGGCUGCAAAGCUCUAAUCAGCCUUGCCAUCAAUGAUGAUAUUGCUGAAAAUGCCAAUGAAUACUCGUAUGUUAAUGAAUUAGAGCACAUCAUAAACGGUGGAGCAAAUGAGGCUUUCAUCGAUCACAUGACGGUGGCCAUAGGGCAACUACGUGUUCCUGGCGGUGAUUCGCCUUUAGCAAUUGUUGGGAGUAGUAAUUGCCUUGAUCACAGGAUGGUGCCGGCAGGAAAUCUUAACGGGUCAUUCUUGAGGAAGGGGGAUCCAGCGACGAGGAGGUUGAUGACAUAA